AUGUCAGGUAUAUUAAAAUGGAUGGUUCCAUUGACCAUCCUUAGUUAUAUAAUCUAUGUUGUCAAUUUUAUCUGUCCACAACAGUCUUCAUCAAUUUCUGUUAACAAUUUGACUUGCGAGAGUUAUGCGUAUAUUAAACCUUCUAUUGAUCCAUUUAUCACGAUAGUGACCACUAAACUGAGAGAAAUUAGUUCAUCACUUCAUAUUUAUCACGUUGUAUCCCAAAUGAACCAUAAAGCAGGUGAAUUGAGUACGACUUUAGAACCGUGGUCUACUCAAAUAACAGGAAAAUCACAUGAAUUGGUACGCAAAUUAAGCGUAGGUGUUACUCCAAUAAUUUCAUUAGUGGAGUCGACCAUAUUUGAAAUAAAAAUUAGAAUCGCUCCAAAAUUAAUUAUAUGGAUUGAUAAGUUCAAGAUCUACACUCGAGUUCGUUUUAUAAGGUCUUGGGAAUUCGUGAAAUUCAAGGCCGAUUUGGUGUGGAUUAAAUUGAGUUUUAAGGCGAAUGAUAUUUUUUCAAAUCAAAUUAGACCAUUUACGAAGCUCUACUUGAUCAGAAUUCAAAACAGCUCUUCAUAUUUAAUUUUGAAGCACUAUUUUCAUGAAUACAAAUUGGAUGUGGUGGUUAAUUGUAUUUCUCGCAGUUAUAAGAGUUUAAUGGAUGUUAAUAGUUUUCAAGAAAAGAGUGACUUUUUGAAAAAAGAGUUCAAAAAUUUGAUGCAUAUGAAAACACCUAGUGUUCCUCAAGGAAAUGAUGAAGAGGUAGCAGAAGUUGUUAAGGAUAUUCUUGAAGAGAUAACUAGCCCAAUUAUUCUGUCCACCGAAAAUUCUAACUCUGUUCUGGUAGAUCCUACGAUCUCGUCCUCACCUGCAGAUUCUUUACUGGAAGACUCCGAUAGUGACAGCGAUGAACCAAUUACUAUUCUGCUAACCUCGACUAGAUAUGUUACAUUAGAAACUCAAACUAAUGAACCAAGUAUUGUUGACAAUUCGAUUAGUCGUAAAAUUGAGGAAGAAAUAGAUUACUGGGAAAAUAAAGUGAAUAAGACAUUGAAUUCCGCUUUGAGGAAUUUGUCAAAAGACAUGUCGAUAGCGGUAAAUUCCAGCAUUGAUACAAUUAAACCGAAAUUAUCAGAGAGGUUCACUCACAUACAGCAAACUAAUUAUAAGCAUUAUCAAGAACUAAAUAUAAUGAUUAAUGCGAUUGAUAAGGAUUCUGCUCAAAUUCAAGAAGAAAAUAGAAUAAUUGAGAGCUCCGAUGAGUCGGGCCGCCAAUAUGUUUCAAGACAAGACAUGAGAGAUAAAAUAAGUGAGUCGUUAACAUACUGUGAGUCAGAAAUAAAAGAAAUUAAGGAAUCUAUGACGAAGAAUCACCAUGAUGUCUUACGAGAAUACUUUAAGGAGAUCCAGGAUACUAUCGAUGUUUUAGAAUCCUUUGCUGAGUUGACAAUUCAAGAAUUUUCUAAUAGGUUACAUGCGUUAAUCACUAUAUUAGAAAAUGAGCAAGAAUUUGACGAAGUAAUUACUUGGAAGUUCUGGAAGAGAUUCCAUAAGAUAAAGCAAGAUAUUUUUAAUACCAGAGAUUUACUUUUCAAUCAAGCUAAUGACUACCAGAAUGACUUUACCAUAGACGUUGUCCCAGUUGGCUUAGAAAAUUGGAGUAUUUAUAUGAAAAACGUAUAUUUUCAUGCCAACUUCUUGACUAAUGAUAAUGAAGAAUAUUUAAAAUUAGUUAGAGCUAAAGCUAACGUGGCAUUUCAAUUAAGAGAAGGUUUAAUAGACAAGUUGGAAGAAGCUAUAAAAUCAGGAUCACAAGAUUCUGAUCAGUCGUCAACUAUUGAAGAAUCACCUAUCCAAGCUACAGAGGAUGAGCAAGCAGCUAGUAUCCAAGAGGAUCCGCAUGAAGGCGAUGAUGAAUCUGUAGGAUCCCGUCUGGAUUAUGAAUCUGGUCAAGAUAGUGAUGGCAGUGAUCUCGAAUCUGACGAUCAAGAUUGA
Messenger RNA from Debaryomyces tyrocola, 1995 nucleotides. NCBI's taxonomy places the organism in Eukaryota, Fungi, Ascomycota, Pichiomycetes, Serinales, Debaryomycetaceae. The record is from the annotation of a GenBank genome assembly.